GACUGCCUGCAAAGAACGGUAUCGAUAGAAGUCUCCCGCCCCCUCCCCACAAAUGGCUGGGGAGCUCUGGCCACAGCUGCUGUUAUCAGUUCUCUUCCUCGCCCUCCCCCGGACCGUGUGACGGUCCUGCCCGGGUGCGCUCAGCUGCCAGAGCCCGGCGCUGCGUCACUCCGUGCCGGGAGAGGGGCUCUGCCUGCCGGGGCCGGUGUCUGCAGCAUGGAGAAAGGACUGGUUGUUACUCAGCUGGAUGUUGAGCCUGGUGAGUGCAUCAAGGUCAAGGGGAAGAUCCAGUCUGAUGCCAAAGGGUUUGCUGUGAAUGUGGGGAAGGACAGCAACACCCUCAUGCUGCAUUUCAACCCUCGCUUUGACUGCCAUGGGGAUGUCAACACCAUCGUCUGCAAUUCCAAGGAGGAUGGCGUGUGGGGAGAGGAGGACAGGAAGGCCGACUUCCCCUUCCAGCAUGGUGACAAGAUUGAGAUAUGCAUCUCCUUCGAUGAAACCGAGGCCACAGUGACGCUGCCCGAGGCAGAGUUCAAGUUCCCAAAUCGGCUGGGCAUGGAGAAAAUUGAAUACCUGGCUGUGGAGGGUGACUUCAAAGUCAAAGCCAUUAAGUUCAGCUAACAACUAUAGCUUGGUUUGUUUUGUUUUCUGCCCCCCCUUGUAGUGAAAUAAACCAAAACUUGCAAUGGC
Messenger RNA from Vidua chalybeata, 690 nucleotides. RefSeq names its product 16 kDa beta-galactoside-binding lectin. Gene Ontology annotation, molecular function: laminin binding; carbohydrate binding. Bases 217 to 621 code for a protein of 134 amino acids. The record is from RefSeq and is a predicted model, not a curated record. NCBI's taxonomy places the organism in Eukaryota, Metazoa, Chordata, Aves, Passeriformes, Viduidae. The transcript is spliced from 4 exons.